This is a messenger RNA of Dermacentor andersoni, 754 nucleotides long. Its product is annotated as putative nuclease HARBI1. The record is from RefSeq and is a predicted model, not a curated record. Lineage: Eukaryota; Metazoa; Arthropoda; Arachnida; Ixodida; Ixodidae.
CAUCACGGCGCAAGACAAGGUGGUUUGUGCUCUCCGCUUCUUCGCGACGGGGAGCUUCCAAAGAUCCAUCGGCAGCGAAGAUUUCAUAUCCAUGGGGCAGGCUUACGUGAGCGAGAGCAGUCGCGCGGUUGCGGAAGCAAUAACCGUGGUGGGCCGGCAACAGGUUUGGGUGAGCAUCCCAAUGACACCGGCCGGCAAGGCUAGCGCAAAGGCGGCCUUUGCGGAUCGCGCCCGCAUUCCCGGUGUAGUGGCCUGUGUCGACGGGACGCUCAUUGCCAGAAAACAGCCUGAAGGACUCAGUCCGUGCGAGACUGCGGGCUUCAUGUCGAGAAAAGACUUCUACUCAUUGAAUGCCAUGAUCGUGUGUGAUGCCCACACGCGCAUCGUGGACACCGAUCCCCGUUUCCCCGGAUCCUGCCACGACUCUUACGUAUGGAGGUACUCUCCACUCUUAGGCCGCCUCACCAGUAACUUUCGACGUGGAGAAUGCUUGCUUGGAGGCUUGGGCUACCAUCUUGAGCCAUGGCCGCUCACACCUGUGCCAGGCCAUCCAGGCAUUCACAAUCGGGAAACCGGGCCCAUGCCUCCUUUAGGAAUGUUGUGGAGAGGGGUAUUGGCGUCUUGAAGGCAAUGUUCCGAUGCCUUAAAUGGUACCGGACCCUCCUUUAUCAGUCCAAGGAUGCAGCUACAAUAUUGGCAGCCUGCGGCGCUCUCCCCAACAUUACUUUGAAGGCAGGGGAGCCUGAGCUGCCAG